CCUGAACCACAUAAAAACGGCACGUACCAGAGAACUAAAGUGGCGAUCCGAGAAUAGUUGUGGGUAUAUGAUCUUAAACACAGCACUUUGCUCUCCUGAACCAGAACAUGGGGAAAAUCGCUCUACAAAUCAAAGCAACACUAGAGAACAUCGAGGAGCUGAAGACUAACCAUCCGAAUUAUGCGUUUUUCUUGAAAAUCAAGUGCACGAACUGUGGUGAGGUAUCCGACAAGUGGCACGACUUAACGGAAAGCGAACGGGUUAACGAAGAUUCACGCAAUCCGAAAGGUUUCCACUUCUAUAUGAAAUGCCGCAUGUGCUCCCGAGAAAACAGUAUCGACAUCAUCGAAGGCUCGAACGCUAGCUACUUGGCCGGAGAUUCCGGUAAGAAGAAAACAAUCGUCGCAUUUGACUGUCGUGGUGUUGAGCCGAUCGAGUUUAGUCCCCGUUCCGGCUGGAUUGCAAAGGCCACCGAAAACGGACCAUCGUUCGAGGAUGUUGACCUUUCGGAAGACGACUGGGUGGAAUAUGACCAGAAAAACAAGCAAUCAAUCGGUGUGUACGAGUUCGAGUCGGAUUUCAUAAAAAUGAAAAAAUAAUCACUGUCUGCGAUGGGGAUCUGAAAAAAGGAAUGCAAUAAACUUGCUUGAUUGAGG
Molecule: messenger RNA, 656 nt
Organism: Anopheles cruzii
Lineage: Eukaryota; Metazoa; Arthropoda; Insecta; Diptera; Culicidae
Product: UPF0587 protein GA18326
Exons: 2
Coding region: 108-599 (163 amino acids)
Molecular function (GO): zinc ion binding
Source: RefSeq, a predicted model, not a curated record